AUGUCACCUGAAAACGAAGCUGCUUGGAGUCUGGAGCCAAAGGGUGACCUAAAGCGAUUCACUGCAGCCUACAACAUCCCUUCAGAAGAGGAAAUUGUCAUCAAGAACCAUGCCGUUGCAAUACAGCCAUUUGAUGCCAAUAUCCGAGCCCGAGCAUACAUUGAUGUGCCUUACCCAUUCAUCUUGGGUAACGGGGUUGCCGGCAUUGUCCAUGAAGUUGGCCCAUCAGUCACCAGGUUCAAAAAGGGCGACCGGGUUGUGUCUGAUACACCCACUUACCAGCUCAAAGAAACUAAGUACGGAGGCUGGCAGAAAUAUGUCGUGAGCCGAGAAGCGACAACCGCUAAGAUACCAGCAAGCACGACUUUCGAGGAUGCUGCUGCGAUGCCGUUUGCGCUUUUAACAGCCGUCGCAGCGCUGCACUUGCACCUAGGAAUGAGUAAACCUGGAACAAAGUGCGGCGGAAAAGCACUCAUCUGGGGCGCGAGUGGGUCUGUGGGCGGUUACGCUGUCCAGUAUGCCGCCAGUCUAGGAUACGAGGUUGUGGCAACCGCCUCCCUGCGCAAAUUCGACUAUGUGCGUGGCCUUGGGGCCUCCGCGGUCUUCGACUACAAGGACGAUGAGAUCGCCUCAAAGUUGAAGAGACUCGGUCCCUAUGAAUUUAUUAUGACAGCCUCGGGCGAUGCGAAAGGUGCAAAUUCUAUAAGCGAAAUCCUGCAACCAGAAGGUGGGACAUUUGCAUCUGUCCGCCCGCGAAGUGAUGAAAUGCAUCUUGCCGGGAAUGUCCAUCUGGCCUACGACUUUUUCAGCAUGACUACUCAGAAGCCGGAAAAUGCCGAUUUCACUGAAUGGUGGUAUCGCGACUAUCUCCCCGGAGCUCUGGGCGGAAAUGUGACCCCCACACCCUUGGAAAAGCGACCUGGUGGCUUGAACAGAAUCCAGGAAGCUUGUACCGACGUUUUGGAAGGGCGGAGCCCGAAAAAGCUAGUUUUAGAUCCCCAAGCGGAUGGUCUUUAA
Molecule: messenger RNA, 1017 nt
Organism: Penicillium longicatenatum
Lineage: Eukaryota; Fungi; Ascomycota; Eurotiomycetes; Eurotiales; Aspergillaceae
Product: zinc-binding alcohol dehydrogenase family protein
Exons: 3
Coding region: 1-1017 (338 amino acids)
Molecular function (GO): oxidoreductase activity, acting on NAD(P)H
Source: RefSeq, a predicted model, not a curated record